Messenger RNA from Gongylonema pulchrum, 597 nucleotides. The record is from the annotation of a GenBank genome assembly. Lineage: Eukaryota; Metazoa; Nematoda; Chromadorea; Rhabditida; Gongylonematidae.
GGUGUUCUGCGCAAUACUCGACCGCUGAAUUACACCCAAGCUAGGUCAUACAUCUUGACAGUGGUUGCUCAUGACUGCGGUAUGCGCCAGUCGAAAUCGGUUCUUGUCACAGUUAACGUCCGUGAAGCUUGUGUAGAUGGUAUUCGCGGCAUUUCGGAACGUAUCUCCUACAUGCCUGAUUCUGGAUCUGUCCGAAUUGCACCAGAUGCGCACAUUAAAACCUGUGCGGAAGCACAGUCGUGCACUGUGGAAAGUGUGAAAAGUGUGCUAACACUGCAAACUGAUCAUUUAGCAAACGGAUGUGAUCGCGACGAUUUCGUUCUGGAAGCUGUGCAGAACAAAUGCGGCAUGGACGAAUCCACAAUUGCACUGCUGACAGCAACUGAUGAGGAGGCUAACGAUAACAAGGUUAUACCGGAUAAAUACGCAUUUAACGGCAAAUCGAGUUCAGUAAUUGUGCCAGCAGAAAAAGUGGAUGGUGUAAUCCCAUUAAAAUUCACGCUCACAUUCUCGAUGAAACACGCACGCGGUACAAAGGAGGAGCAAGGCCUCAAGCAAACGAUCCUCUGUGAAAGCGAUUACUCGAGUAUGCAUUAA